Vicia villosa (hairy vetch) is the source of this 1398-nucleotide messenger RNA. RefSeq lists its product as uncharacterized. The coding region runs from base 1 to 1398 and encodes 465 amino acids. The record is from RefSeq and is a predicted model, not a curated record. Lineage: Eukaryota; Viridiplantae; Streptophyta; Magnoliopsida; Fabales; Fabaceae. The transcript has a single exon.
AUGGAAUAUAUGAGCAGGCUCCUUCAAAGAAUGCAGCAAAAUCAUAAUUUCAACCACCAUUCUAGAUGUGCAAAGCUAGCCCUGACCCACCUUACCUUUGCUGAUGACAUUUUGCUUUUUGCUAGGGGUGAAAAAAGUUCUGUUGAUAUGAUGAUGAAAACUAUGCACACCUUCUACAACUCCACAGGUCUAGGGGUUAAUACUUCAAAGUGCAAUGUGUAUUUUGGUGAUGUUAGUGAGGAGGAGAAACAGAAUAUCCUUGUGAGUACUGGGUUCAAUGAGGGACAAUUGCCUUUUCGUUACCUUGGUGUGCCUCUCACCAGCAAGAAGAUGUCAUUGAAUCAUUAUCUUCCCCUUAUUGAAAGGAUCCUCAAUAAAAUCCAUCACUGGAGUGCCAAACUGCUAAGCAUGGCUGGAAGGAUCCAACUUGUCAAAUCUGUUUGCACGGCUAUUGCAAGUUAUUGGCUGCAAUGUUUCCCGAUUCCCAAGUGUGUUAUACACAAAAUUCAUUUUGUUUGUCACACAUUUAUUUGGACAGGUGGUGAAACUAAUAGCAGCAAGAGCCCUGUGGCCUGGGACACUGUUUGCAAGCCAAUCAAGCAUGGAGGGCUGGGAAUUAUCCACCUGGAAAUGUGGAAUCAGGUGACCAUGCUCAAGCUUUUAUGGAAUCUGAGUAAAAAGCAGGACUGCCUUUGGGUGAAGUGGAUGCACUCGUAUUUCAUUAAAGAGCAAAAUCUCAUGAACAUUGAGGUGACCAUGGGUGCUUCGUGGAUCAUUAAAGGGGUUAUGAAAGCUAGGAACCGUAUUAAUGACAUUCUGAGCUACUGGAACAGCAGCAUUACCUCUCAGAAGUUCAGUUUGGGGAGUGCUUAUAAAGUGUUAUAUAGUGAUAAUAAUUUUGUUGCUUGGUAUGAUUUGAUUGCAGGGAACAUGGCUAGACCAAGGGCUGUCACCUAUCUUUGGCUAACAUGUCAUCGUCGGAUGGCAACUAAAGAUCGAUUGGCCAAAUGGGGGAUCAUUGGUGAUGUGCAGUGCUGCCUCUGCCAUGAGAUUGAGAAUAUAGAUCACCUUUUCUUUGAGUGUAGCAAGCUCAAUCAGAUUUGGAGAGAUGUUUUAAGUUGGCUUUGUGUUGAUUACCUCCCUUCUCCUUGGAACGUGGAGCUCCAAUGGCUCAUCACCUACUGUAGUGGAAAAGGAAAAAAAGCUUGGAUUAUGAAGAUUGCGAUUGCCGAGACAAUUUACCAUUGUUGGCUGUUUAGAAAUGUUGUUUGUUUUGGUAAUAGAAUAGAUAGAAAUACCACAGAUAUUGUAAAUAAUAUUAUAGAGGCCAUCAUACAUAGGAGUUGGCAUAGUCGUAGAUACCGUGAGUAUACCGCACACUUGAUGUUGCAUACUUGA